Molecule: messenger RNA, 4158 nt
Organism: Paraphaeosphaeria sporulosa
Lineage: Eukaryota; Fungi; Ascomycota; Dothideomycetes; Pleosporales; Didymosphaeriaceae
Product: ankyrin
Exons: 5
Coding region: 1-4158 (1385 amino acids)
Biological process (GO): protein phosphorylation
Cellular component (GO): cytoplasm; nucleus
Molecular function (GO): protein kinase activity; protein binding; ATP binding
Source: RefSeq, a predicted model, not a curated record
AUGGAUGAAUUUGAUUGGGUCAGAUCGUUUCCGACCUCCAGCUACGGAACUGUGAGCCAUGAAGUUCCUGCGAUUGAGCGGCACGCAUCCUCGAGUUCGGCAUCGCGUGGCUCAUUCGCUUCCUUCGUCUGCCAUGUUACCAAUCUCGAGAGCAAGUUGCGCACACUGGCGCCCAUCGUGCUCGAUGACUCUUCAUCCGUUCGAGCCACGGGAAAGAUCCUAGGCCAAGGCAAGACUUUCAUGGUGAGGCAUGCUUUGUGGGUGAAGGACCCAAAUGAGCCCCCUCUCGAAGUUGCAUUGAAGGAAAUCAUUCCUGAUGUGCAAGCUGAGGAGGAAACGUCACAAUCCGCAUCCUCGACGACCAAUAAGCCACAGGUUGACUGGAAAGAGAUCCUUUUUGAGCUCCGAGCUCUGCUUCACGAACCCGUUCGAUAUCACCCAAAUAUCGUUCGUCUUUUGGGGGUUCAAUGGGGCCUUUCGCCGAUCUCUGAGUCGACUUUCCCAGUCUUAAUCAUGGAGUAUGCCUCAUUCGGCACGUUCAAGACUCUGCAGUCUUCCCAGAAUGCGUUGCCUCUUCCAGUCAAGCAGAAGCUAUGCUAUGAUGUAGGACGCGGCCUGUCAGCUCUACACUCUGCUGGAAUCGUGCACGGCGAUAUGAAACAUGAGAAUGUCUUGAUAUUUCCUUUCAAGCGCAGCAGGAACUCCAACGCGGAGCCAGAGCCGUACGAGAUGAUGUAUACUGCCAAACUAGCAGAUUUUGGUGGCACGGUCAUGGAUAUGACUUUCAGAGAGACUCGGAAGUUAGAGACGUGGACAUGGCCUUUUCAAGCGCCCGAAGUUACUGAUGGUCGAUUAUUGACUAGAGAAGGAAUGAUGCUUACGGAUGUCUACUCCUUCGGUCUUCUUGUUUGGCGAGCUUUCGAAGACGGAGAAGGAUUUGUUUCGUUCCCGGGGGCUGCGCAAAGCGCUCCGGAUGAAGAGAAGCGCAAUCUUAACGCCAUAAAGUCGACUGAAGGACUUACUCAGAGUGGCUUAUGCAGCAUUCAAGACUACGCUACCUCACAUAAAGUCUCACGGGCAUUCUAUGACAUGUUCGCAUACACAAUCCUUCACACCGUCAGGCUGGUACCAACGGAUCGUGAUCUAGUUAAAGCACUUGCGGCUCUUAGGGGCGUUAAGCUUGGUCACAUACCCGAAUAUCAAGAGUUCGUGCAAGAGAAGAACAACGAGCGUACCGCAACGGAGGCCCGCGAAGCACCUGGGCGGCAUGGCAUCACCAGAGAUGCGUUGUCUUUCUACCUCGGUCGAUCCGGAGACGACGUCGAUUUGCAAGAUAACCUGCCCGGUUUUCGACCUCAGCUCGACGAGCCUAAUGCGGAAGAGUUCACCUUUGAGCCCGAGAAACUAAAGAACAUCCUAACUUGGGACCAGCAGCGGCAAAUACUUGAGGAGCUCAAGUCCGCAGCUUCAGGUACUCGUGCUAGCACUAGUGGCCUACUAGAUAUGAGAAAAACGGUCGCGGCAUUCUUCGUUUUCCAAUGCUACCUUCUCGAGUUCGGUACACCAUUCAACGAUCUGAAUGCCUCUGAGUGGCUUUUAAAAGCUGCUUCUGAUGACGAUAGCCACGAAGACGAAGACUACCUUUCGCAAGCGUGGGUUUGGCGCAUUUCACGAGCUCUGGGAGUGAGUCUGGACUUGCCAAGGCAUAGACUGGACACGCUUCUCAAGCUGUCUGUCAUGCGUGGACAUAGAAUUUGUCUUCAGGACAUCCAGGAGCUUGCUUCCACUGGAAGUGCCACAGACCGUCAGCAGUGGUGGAGUACCUUUCAGCAAGCUCGUCGAUUUUUAUUAUCGCAGAUGGGUGCCGUUGGCAUGGGAUACUUUUUUUCAUCCCACCUCACCCCGCCCUGGAAUAACAUCGAAAUCGAUAAUCUACCGAGCCUGGACAGAACGAUCCGGGAUAUACUGGGUAGUGCCUAUGACUCAUGCUUGAGAGGAUCUUCGUUCCAAACUCUGAGUGAUGCUGGAAGCGAUGCGACCGAAUCGAGAUUUGAUAAAAUCUACGUGAACAGACGCGGCCAUGGGUUGUUGCACUACGCCGCAGCAGCUGGUUUGUCGGAAACUUUGCAGCACCUCGUCAUGACAUACAACUGCAAUAUCAAUUUGCCAAACCAGCAUGUCGACGAGCCGCCUCUUUUGUGUGCUUGUGCCGGCGGCAAACUCGACUGCGCGUUGUUUUUGCUAGAUAACGGCGCUGACCCCAACGGUUACCGCUUUGGACAAGAAGGGCCACUGCAUUGGCUCUCGAGCUUCUUGCCAAACGAAAUGGAGACUAUCGCUAGCAAGCUUGUCGCCGCCGGCGCGGAAGUCGAGCUGCGUUCAGGUGGUAUGCGCCAUGACGUCCGAGGUAUCCGAGCGGACUGGGAACGUAUUUUCGAAAUUCGCACGACUCCCCUUGGGAGAGCGGUUUUGAUGAAUAAUAUGGACGCCGUCAGGGUGCUUCUAAAACUUGGGGCCGACCCCCUUGCGAAGAGCGCAAAGAAGCAUCGGGGUGAGUGGGAAGGCUCGAACGACAUGUCUAAGAUGGUGGAUGUUACAUCACCUUUCGAGCUCGCUGCUGUCCUCACAUAUCCAGAGAUUCUGGCUGCUUUCAUCACUCAUAUUGAUGGGGGCACCACCACUCCAAGCCUGCGGCUUCUUGACGAAGUGGGCAUGUUAGAUCUCGCUCGAAGUAAGGCGAUUACUCAGACUGACCCGUUAUCACUUCAAAGUCGCCUCGUUCGUUGUGGAAGUCGCUUCAAACAGAACCUGAGAGCUUCUCUGAUGGUACUUUAUGCUCGAGCUUUGCCAUUUACUGGAGGAAUGGCUUCAGAGAAUGUGCAGAAAGAAAGAAGCCGGGUACUCAGUCGAGAGGUUAAGCUGGGCAGUGUUGACAUUGUGGAGACGCUGCUAGAGUUGAGAUAUCAUCCUGACGGCACAAAUCAUCAUCGACCAAUCGAGGAAGCCAUCCGGAUGAAUCACGACGCUCUGUUCGACCUCUUGAAAAGGUACAACGCCAACCUUUCUGUUACUCGAAUGACGCCCACGGGAAGGAUAUCGCUGCUUCACAUAUGUGCAUCUCGGCCUCGUCAAUCACGGCCAGGAAGGUAUAUUGCAGAUGCUCUUAUAUCCGCAGGUGUACCUCUUGAAAGUGUCGACCCGCGCAGUAAGUCACCGCUUGCAAUGGCCAUACUGAACCAGAAUUUUGACGUCGCGGCUGCACUGGUCGAGAAUGGCGCUAACGUCGACGCGCUCUACCCGCUGCAAGUUUCCGGAUUACAUGGCUUGGAGACAAAACAUACCACCGUACUGGUGGAAGUACUGUCUCAACACACCAUGCGUACCAUUAAGUCACUGAAGUUUUUGUUCGGCAAAAGCACUGGUGGUCCAAAACAACGGCCCUCAUUCCACAUCGACCCCGCUAACAAAUUCUCCAUCCUUCAUCUUCUCUCUGGUAGUCCGAACUACACACACAUCGCUCAAAUCACGCCCAAGAUAUUGAGCCUCUGCUUGGAAACGUACAAUGAGCCGGAGUUCAUCAACUACAGGCAUCCCCUUCUUGGAUCCGCCCUUUGCUAUGCAGCAGCGAAUGGUCAGAAAUCCAUGGUAGAUCUCUUGCUGAAACACGGAGCUGAUGACAGUGUUGCUGCGGGGCCAGUAGUUAGAGACUCAGUCCAGGUUUUAUUACGGCCUAAAAAUUCCUGGACGCCACUUUGGGCUACAAUCUUGAAACUUGAUGAGGAACUAUCAAAAGGCAUUCUUCUGCCAUCCAAGGAUUCACCCUACGACUGGAUUCACUCAUCUUUAUUGCAAAACCUUGAGAAAUGCAUCGUGUUUCUGUUGAACAACACUGACGAUGCCCUUGCGCAACAGGCUGUGGAACAACUCAAACAGAAGAAACGCUCGAUUGAAGACGAUGAGGUCAGGUGGCGAGUCGAGAGACGCAGGAAUAAUCAGGCAGCAGAGACAGCGGAAGCUGAACGACCUAUCAACCUGGGGUUCCUCCCAGGCUCGGCGAGCGAAAAUGACGAGAGAAGGAUUCGAGAGAUCUGUGACCGGCCUGAGCCUGAGUGGAGAUCGGGAGAGCUUGAUCGGCUUAUGCGCAGUACGCAUCUUUAA